GGGGGGAGGAGCCAACGAGUGAGAGGGCGGGACUCUCUGCGAGCCUAUUGGCUGCGGGCUCUGCCAAUCAUUUUACUUCCUCCCGAGCUGUGGCAAGACCACAUAUGAGAGAGCGGGAGGAGGAGAGGGAGGCACCCUCAGGCGGCUUCGCACCCUGGGUUUUUUUCACGCACAAAAAAAGAAGACUGAAGUGGGUCUGAAACUGAAACAGGGCAACAUUCGUAAAAGGAGUGCGGUCUUUUGCUCUCCUCCAUUCUUACAGUUUCCUGUUUAAGGAGGCCAUUUUGUAACCCAGCCUGGAGAAGAGGCACAACAAAGUUUGUCAUUGUUUUUGUUUUUUUCCACUCCCACGGCCGGGACUUUCAGUGUCAAGUUUGGACUUUCUCCCCCGCACAUCUACUGCUUGAGACGAGAGCGCCGAAGGUGGACAAGGGGUGUGUGUGUCUGUGUGUGUGUGUGUGUGUGUGUGUGGUUGUCUCUCACUCAACGCCGCUCGUGCUUGUCAUGCCAGGACAAUAGCAGGAGUCCGAAGAAGAGAGGGCACGAAACAAGUGGCAGAAAGGAAGGAAGGAAGGAAGGAAGAAAAACACAACUUCCUGGAUAAGGAUUUCUUCCUUCGUCAAGUGGUUGGGGGUGGACACAGGACACAGAGGAACCGGGACUGUCCGUGUGUGUCCGUGUGUGUGAGCCCCCGUCUCCUCCACUCCACCGUUUGAAUGAGCGUGAGGUUUUCUGAAGAAAAAACUCGGGCCCCUGUUUUAAUAAUAUUUUUUGUGUGUGUAUGUUAGGAGCUUUGGGCAUAUAACAAACACGACUCUCGAAUGGCAAACGCGAGCCCCUGUAUGUCCUCGGGGGCCAUUGCCCAGGUGUUUUUCCCCCCCGGGGGCCCCUCGCCAACGGGCUCAGCUGUGAUGCAGCCGGCGACCCCCAUAUCCAUCCCCCCGAUGCCUGCUCAGGGGUUUUUCCCCAUGAUGGACCUGACACCAGUGCAGGGACCUGCAGGGGCCGUGAUCCCCCCACAGCCCCCGACUCCAGCCGGCGUGUCCUUCAUCAUCCAGAUCGGACUGACCAGAGAAUCUGUCCUGAUGCCCCUGAGUGCCGACUUGGCCUAUGUGAAACAAAUGGCCUGCUCCAUUGUUGACACCAAGUUCCCCGAGUGCGGCUUCUAUGGCAUCUACGACAAGAUUUUGCUGUUCAAGCAUGACACAACCACCAACAACAUCCUGCAGCUGGUUAACGGGGCCAGUGACAUUCAGGAGGGAGAUCUAGUGGAGGUGGUGCUCUCUGCGGCAGCCACGUUUGAAGAUUUCCAGAUCCGGCCGCAUGCCCUUAAUGUGCACUCGUACCGGGCCCCAGCCUUCUGUGACCACUGUGGAGAGAUGCUGUUUGGACUGGUCAGACAGGGGCUCAAGUGUGACGGAUGUGGACUUAACUACCACAAGCGCUGCGCAUUCAGCAUCCCAAACAACUGCAGCGGAGCUCGCAAACGGCGUCUGUCCACGACCUCCCUGAGCAGCAGCCAGUCCCUGCGUCUCUCCACCACCGAGUCGGUGUACAGCUUAGGGACAGCCUCCAGCUGCGCAGAGGACGCCAGCCUCGUCCGCUCUCACACGCAAAUGCCACGGACCCCGAGUGAUGCCCGACGCUUCUACACGGGCCGACCAGUUCAUUUAGACAAGAUCCUGAUGAGCAAAGUUAAGGUGCCGCACACGUUCGCUGUCCACUCGUACACGCGGCCCACGGUGUGUCAGUAUUGCAAGAGGCUUCUCCGAGGGCUCUUCAGGCAGGGCCUACAGUGCAAAGACUGCAAGUUUAACUGCCAUAAACGCUGUGUGUACAAGGUUCCUAAUGACUGCCUCGGGGAAACCAUUGGAGAAAACAGAAGUAGCUGCGAUAUGUUGAGUCCCAGUGCGGACCCUGAGGUGCCCAUGGACUACAGCAGUGAGUAUGACGCCUCAGACAAGUCUUCAAUAGAUGACUCCGAUGAGGCCUGCAGUAUCCCUGGGUCCUUUUCUCCCGACAACAACCAGGACGGAGCCAGCGGAGACCAGAGUGUUUACAUCCCGCUAAUGAGGGUGGUGCAGUCGGUGAGACAGACAACCCGUCGAUCCAGUACGGCUAUCAAGGAAGGAUGGAUGGUUCACUACAGCAAUAAGGACACACUGAGAAAGAGGCACUUUUGGCGUCUGGACUGUAAGUGCAUCAUCCUUUUCCAGAAUAACACCACCAACAAAUACUACAAGGAGAUCCCUCUCUCCGAGAUCCUGGAGGUGCGUCCUGCUGGCAACUUCACUCUCGUGCCCACGGGAACAAAUCCUCACUGCUUUGAGCUCAUCACGGGCACUAUGUGCUACUUUGUAGGGGAAGACCCCAACGCCCUCCCCAUUCUGUCCCCUAGCAACCCCCAGAACCUCCCCCCAAACCCUCCCUCCCCGAGCCAAGUAGCGCCCAACAGCGGCAUUGGCCGCGAGGUGGCCAAGGCUUGGGAGAGCGUUGUUCGCCAGGCUCUCAUGCCAGUCAUCUUUCAGGAUGCUCCACCAGCCGCGGGCAACACAACUCACAGACAAGCUUCUAUCAACAUAUCCGUGUCCAACAGUCAAAUCCAAGAAAACGUGGACAUCGGUACAGUGUACCAGAUUUUUGCUGAUGAAGUGCUUGGAUCUGGACAAUUUGGAGUAGUGUAUGGAGGGAAGCACAGGAAGUCGGGCAGGGAUGUGGCUGUCAAAGUCAUUGACAAGCUUCGCUUUCCCACCAAGCAGGAGAGCCAGCUGAGGAACGAGGUGGCUAUACUGCAGAGUUUACGUCACCUGGGCAUUGUGAACCUGGAAUGUAUGUUUGAGACGCCAGAGAAAGUGUUUGUGGUGAUGGAGAAGCUGCAUGGGGACAUGCUGGAGAUGAUCCUCUCCAGUGAGAAAGGCCGAUUGCCUGAGAGGCUCACCAAGUUCCUCAUCACGCAGAUUCUUGCAGCUCUGAGACAUCUACAUUUUAAGAACAUCGUUCACUGCGAUCUGAAACCUGAAAAUGUGCUGCUGGCCUCCGCCGAUCCCUUCCCCCAGGUGAAGUUGUGUGACUUUGGUUUCGCUCGUAUCAUCGGCGAAAAAUCUUUCCGACGAUCUGUGGUGGGAACCCCGGCCUACUUGGCUCCGGAGGUUCUGCUGAACCAGGGUUACAACCGCUCGCUGGACAUGUGGUCGGUCGGCGUAAUCAUGUAUGUCAGCCUGAGUGGGACAUUCCCCUUCAAUGAGGACGAAGAAAUCAAUGACCAGAUCCACAACGCGGCCUUCAUGUACCCUCCCAACCCCUGGAAGCAGAUCUCCACUGAUGCAACUGACUUGAUCAACAACCUGCUCCAAGUAAAGAUGAGGAAACGCUACAGUGUGGACAAGAGUCUCAGCCACGUGUACUUGCAGGACUAUCAGACGUGGUUGGAUCUGCGGGAGCUGGAGACUAAACUCGGCGGGCGUUACCUCACCCACGAGAGUGAUGACAGCCGCUGGCAGAUGUUUGCCUGUCAACAUACCCUGCCCUACCCCGCUCACCUCGUCCCCCCACCUCCUGCCCCCGCCUCCGAUGAUGAAGCGGAUGCAGAUGUGCAAGGCCUCACUGAAAGAGUCAGCAUCCUCUGACGAGAGAGAGAGAGACACACAGACGGAGGAGGACUCAAGCAUAUUUAGGAAGAAAGAAGUAGGGGGGGUGUUGAGGGAGGUGGACCUAGAGAGACAAGUUUUAUGGUCUUAAUAAAAAUAGUGUCUAGCGUUAAAGACUUUCACCGUAAAAGAUCUGUUUGGCAGCACUCAAUUUUACAGCAAGGAAUCCAAUGCUUCUCUUCAGGCAAGAACCUUCAUUUAACUCUGCUGUCAUCGGUUGUCCCUUUUUAUCUUUUGAAUUGUUGGACAUUUUUAUGGGGAUGACUUCUCGUUUGUAUUUAACAUCCUCGGUGCGCCUGACCUGGGCAGUUUUUACAGAUGACAUUAGUCAAACUAUUAAUCACAAUUUCUCAGAAAAAGGACAAGCAGCAUGUUCUUUUCCUCCAAUUGUCAAGAUGCUUGAAACUAAAUGAAGCUGGAAAUGUCACUUUACUGCAGCCAUUAAACCAGUGGUGUGGGUGUGUUUGCAUUGAGGUGUUUUUUCUAAAAAAAAGGAUCAUCUUGAAUACUGAAAAUGAAACUGCUUCCCAUUAAAAGAGAAGUACCAUUUGGUUUGGGUGUCAUUUAAUUGGACUGACAGGAAUUAAAGUCUAAUUUAAUGUCUUCGGUAAAAACCGGUUCAAUCUCUUUCCAGUGACAAGACAUCUGUGCUGGUAAUUACAAAUGUGCAGGCAUUAAGUCAAACCAUUAUAAAUUCACAAUUGCAUCCCCAUAAUUGAAUGUCCUGCGGUGAAAACUGAAGAUAUUGAUCUUCCCUCAGCAAAUCUUCCGGUAAUUACCACGGGUUGUGAGUAAUAACCGGCUUUUAGAAAAAACACGUGAUUGAACAUGGCUUUGUGGUUUGAAAUGAACUGCACGGAGCCGUCCUUUAACUGAGUGGCCCGCACCGAACAAUCGUGUAUUUAAAUGUUGAGUGAGAUGUCGCAGAUUUACGUGUACAUUAAUUUUCAAUAUACCCAAAUACUGCCAGUGAAGGAAGAAUUUUUACACCUGAGCAAGUAAAUGGAUGCUUUU
This is a messenger RNA of Pungitius pungitius (ninespine stickleback), 4661 nucleotides long. RefSeq names its product protein kinase D2 (gene prkd2). The record is from RefSeq and is a predicted model, not a curated record. Gene Ontology annotation, molecular function: ATP binding; protein serine/threonine kinase activity. The transcript is spliced from 19 exons. The coding region runs from base 822 to 3626 and encodes 934 amino acids. Gene Ontology annotation, biological process: protein phosphorylation. Lineage: Eukaryota; Metazoa; Chordata; Actinopteri; Perciformes; Gasterosteidae.